Messenger RNA from Botrytis cinerea B05.10, 3848 nucleotides. RefSeq names its product Bcset2 (gene Bcset2). The transcript has 3 exons. Gene Ontology annotation, cellular component: nucleus; chromosome; chromatin. The coding region runs from base 610 to 3471 and encodes 953 amino acids. Lineage: Eukaryota; Fungi; Ascomycota; Leotiomycetes; Helotiales; Sclerotiniaceae. The record is from RefSeq and is a predicted model, not a curated record. Gene Ontology annotation, molecular function: protein binding; histone H3K36 methyltransferase activity. Gene Ontology annotation, biological process: regulation of DNA-templated transcription.
GAGCAAUUAUUAGCAAUUAUCAACUACUUUGGGGGCUGAAAGCCAUUUCAAUUCAUGAGUAGUGAUAUGUGAGCAUUGGGGCAGAGGAAUUUAAGAGUUUGGUCUUUGCAAUAUGUUGCAGAGGUGAAAUUGGAGGUUCAGCCGUCGCAUUUCCAUUACUUCGCUCCCAUCUCAAUCCAUCCUCCCGUCCAACUUUUCCACGUCCCACAUUCAUUCACCGUGGCAAACAAGAUCUUUAUGCUCUUGCCAGCAGAAACUCGACCAUAUUUACGUCUGCGAAGCAAUAUCGACCUCGCCAGCUAAUAUUUCGCGACCUUGCAUGCAAGCUAUUCGCGUUUUGCCAUCCAGGCGCAACCACUUUCUUGACUUUCAGGUGUGCGCGCAACAAACAAGAAUUAAUUGCUUGCAAAGUCAAGGGGGCUUUAUAACUACCAACAUCAUUAAUACGGCGUUGUGUUCUACCGCCGUUGGGUACUUCACGUCUGCCACCACUAGUAAGGGAACAAAAGGCCGCUUCGAACACAUUAAUAAAUAGUUCGGCUUCCCCUUCGCCUCAACACACAAAAACAAAGUAAUCGCACCACAACCUUACAAAGUCUCCUGCUCACGAUGGAGGAUGACAUUCGGGAGCUCCAGCCAGAAGCUGUAGAUGCUGCGAUUGGUGAAAUGAAGAUUGAGGAGGGGAUUGAGGUCCAGGAUUUUGCCAAUGGCUUAAAUGGAUAUAUUUCUACUCCUACAGAAAUCAAGAGAUCUCACUCCAGCACACCGGGUCUUGUAAAUUCUCGCUCUCAGACACCGCCCAGAAAGCAAAGCACCAGCCAAACACCAAAAUCCGGAGAUGAAGAGGAAGAAGAGGUUAUUGGCGGUGAUAUCACCGUCACCGUCGAACCUGGCAAGGCACCGAAGCUAUCGAGAAAAUCGUCACAAAAAGUAAUCCCUCGACCACCCCCUCUCUUCAACGAUCUUCCAGAUUCUACAGAGGAGGCAGCUUCGGUAUUUCAGGUAAUCAAGGAUUGUAUUUAUGGAGCUAAGCACAUGGGAGCUUCAGAUCACGAUGCGUUGGAUUGUGAUUGUCCCGAGGAAUUCAGCGAUGGAAAAAAUUAUGCCUGCGGAGAGGAUUCUGAUUGCAUUAAUCGACUGACCAAAAUGGAAUGUGGUGGAGGUCAUAAAGAUUGCAAUUGUGGUUUGGAUUGUCAGAAUCAACGCUUUCAACGCAAACAGUAUGCCAAAGUUUCAGUGAUCAAGACAGAUAAAAAGGGUUACGGUUUACGCGCAAAUACUGAUCUACAGCCUGAUGAUUUCAUUUUCGAGUAUAUCGGAGAAGUUAUUAACGAACCAACGUUUCGACGACGUACUGUCCAAUAUGAUCAGGAGGGGAUCAAGCAUUUCUAUUUCAUGUCUCUCACGAAGCAUGAAUUCGUGGAUGCAACGAAAAAAGGGAAUCUAGGUCGAUUUUGCAAUCAUUCUUGUAAUCCAAAUUGCUAUGUCGAUAAGUGGGUGGUCGGAGAAAAGUUGCGCAUGGGCAUUUUUGCCGAGCGUGCAAUCAAAGCCGGAGAAGAGUUGGUCUUCAAUUAUAAUGUUGAUCGAUACGGUGCCGACCCUCAACCUUGCUAUUGCGGCGAACCGAAUUGUACCGGAUUCAUUGGAGGCAAGACUCAAACUGAGCGUGCUACUAAACUUCCUCAUGCUACCAUUGAAGCUCUUGGUAUCGAUGAUGGUGAUGGUUGGGACACAGCUGUUGCCAAGAAACCUCGGAAAAAGAAGACAGGUGAGGAUGAUGAAGAAUAUGUCAACAACGUUCAACCCAAGGGGCUCGAUGAAAAUGGAGUGCGGAAGGUUAUGGCAACUCUUAUGCAAUGCAAAGAAAAAUGGAUUGCUGUCAAGUUGCUUGGUCGAAUCCAACGUUGCGAUGAUGAUAAAGUUCGAAACAGAGUUAUACAAAUGCACGGUUAUCAAAUUCUUCGUACGACCUUGACUACUUGGAAGGAAGACAACAACGUGAUCCUCCAAGUUCUCGACGUCCUUUACAAAUUUCCACGACUUACUCGAAACAAAAUUGUUGAUUCCAAAAUCGAAACAGUUCUAGAAGAAUUCACAACUUCCGAGCAUGAAGAUGUUGCUUUCGAGUCAAAGAGGCUAUUGGAAGCAUGGAGCAAAUUGGAGCAUGCGUAUCGAAUCCCAAGAAGAGCCCCAACUCUUGUUGCACAAGUAUUUGAGCGGCGUCCAGACCAAGUAGAAAAGGUCACUCCAUCGCCAUCCCCUGUUAUUGUCGCCCCUACUGGCCCCCGAAGUGGUGUUCCUCAACGCAACGCCAAUUUCGUUGCCAAUCGCUCAAUUUCUCGGCGCCCGUUCGUCCCCAUGGUAUUACCACCUGGCUGGUUUACUGCGAUGGACCAAAACGGAAAUGCUUAUUAUUACAGUAAGACGGGACAAACAACAUGGGAGAGGCCAUUUAUGCCAGCAGGGGUAUCGCCACCACCUCCACCACCCAAGGCAGCUCCAAAGAGUGUGCAAACACAAAAAGCUCUUCAAGAUAUUAUCGACAGUAUUACAAAGGAGCCCUCGACGACUCCGGCACUUUCCUCCCAUUCCGCCGAGGGUACACCCAAGGAGAAGAAGAAGAAGCCUGUGGAAAAGUGGCGCUCAUUGCCUAUCGAGAAGCAGAUGAAACUGUACGAAAAUACUUUAUUUCCUCACAUCAAACACGUAAUGCAAAAAUAUUCUGGCAAACUUCCCAAGGAUGAUCUUAAAAAAUUCGCCAAGGAAUGUGGAAAGAAGCUCGUGGCUUCUGAUUUCAAAAACAAUCGCAUUGAAGAUCCCACAAAGAUAUCUGACAGAAAUCAAAGGAAAGUAAAGCAAUAUGUGUUUGAAUAUUUUAAGAAGGCUGUGGAAAAGAAAAGGGAGAUGGACGCCAAGCGAGCAGAGAGGAAAAGACGCGAAGCGCAGGCUAAAAUCAAUGGAAACGGCACGAGUGAAAAGGGGAUAAAGCGAGAGAAUGUAAAUUUGAUCAGUAGUCCGGAUGUGAUUGAUAAUGAGGACGUAGAAGUUAACAUACCAAGUCCAACCGCAUCGCCUAGUGGACAACUCGAGAUGGAGUUGUUGAAGAGGAAGAGGGAAGAUGACGAGGAAAGUCCAUCGGAGAACAAGAGGGUAAAAGAGGAUGAUACUGAGAGUGCAACACCAACGGAUUCAUCUACGCCUCCUCCGCCUCCUCCGCCGCCGCCCGCGGAAGGGAUGCCUAUGGCAGAGUCGGAAGAUCCGGAGAUGGCUAAUGGCGAGGGAGAGGUGAAAGAAGAAACGGAAGAGGAAAGAGAGUUAAGGAUGCAGGAAGAAGAUUUAAUGAGGGAGAAUGAAGAGGCUAUGAAGAUGGAAAUGGAAGUAGAUACUGAUGGAAGGUUAAAGGGGAAUAAUGGUUGUAGUGAGCAUAUCAAUGGUGGAAAUAGUUGUGGGGAAGUCUCAACGGAGGGAUGAUAUUUAUUGCCAAUGGAGGGACACAAAAUUGGGAACCGCCUGUAUCAACAUCAUCAUUAUCUUCAUUCAAAAAAAAUCAUCGGCAUCGCAUCGCAUCGCAUCGCAUCAGGGGUCGGUUAUAUCAUAUUUAUUAUAUGGAUAGGGGAGCGAACUAAGUGAGUUUGGCGUUUACAAUUUCUUCAUCUCGUAUUGGAGAUCGAGAGAUGAACAUCAUCUUAGAUCAAAAGGAUAGUUGGAAGGGAUAGUCACAGAACAAAUACACCCUGCUAUUCCUCAUGCAUUAAAGGAAAGUAGGCUAUUUAGAUACUAGGCAGUAAAUGGAAAUCAAGUGAAGUGUAAUGAUAAUUAUUAAUCAAAUGGCAUUUGUGAAAACUCCA